AUGGAAAUAAGCCAAUUUCUGGAGAAAAUUCUGAACAAGAGCACUUUGUCCCUGGAAGACAUCGUCUUUCUUUUGGACAAAGUAGAUAUUAUGUUCAAGACUCCGGAUUGUAAAAUACUGUUCUACAAGAAUGUGGAGAAAGCAUUGGUACAUCAUUUCAAAGAGACUUAUGAGAUUUGUAUACCAUCCAGGGUCUACAGUGUCAACGAGAUCCAUGGACUGAUCCUGUUCUUAUACAUAAAGAAAUAUGGGCAUCCGGAGGUUGAUCUGGAGCUCGAGAGGUUUUUUGAGGGCUUGUUCUUCGGUGGGAUUAGGGAAAUGGAAGUAGAACAACUAAAAGAAGAGACCGAAAGGCUGAUGAGAGAAAACGAAGAGCUAAGAGGGAGAAUAAACGAAAUGAACAAUGCGUGGAUAGACAGAGGGUUUGAAGAAGGAGAAUUUAAGAGCGUAGAUGAAGAGGUUUUGUCGAGAAUGGAGAAGGAUUUGGUAGCUUUGAGAGAACAGGUUGACCUUGAGCAUCCUUUGAUUUUGGAGGCAUGGUAUAGAUUAGGAGAGGAAUAUAUUAAGAAUAAGCAUUAA
Encephalitozoon romaleae SJ-2008 is the source of this 579-nucleotide messenger RNA. RefSeq lists its product as hypothetical. NCBI's taxonomy places the organism in Eukaryota, Fungi, Microsporidia, Unikaryonidae. The record is from RefSeq and is a predicted model, not a curated record. Bases 1 to 579 code for a protein of 192 amino acids. The transcript has a single exon.